AAAUCUUACAGAGCCAAUUGUUGGACCAUCAGAUCCAUCUGGUACUACAGUGUAUGAAGUCGUGAAAAGAGCCGCAAACCUUACUUCAAAUGGACCUUUUUUGGGAGAGUUAAAGGAUGGAGGAUACUCAUGGAGUAGUUACAAUACUGUACUUUACGAUGCACAAGUGAUUGGCUCAGCAUUGUUGCACUUCGGCAUCAAACCUGGAGAAAACACUAGAGUGGGAAUAGCUGGCAUACACUCAUUACGGUAAUG
Cylicostephanus goldi is the source of this 255-nucleotide messenger RNA. The record is from the annotation of a GenBank genome assembly. Lineage: Eukaryota; Metazoa; Nematoda; Chromadorea; Rhabditida; Strongylidae.